AUGAACCUUUCGGGGAAAGCAAUUACAGCAGCCACUAGUGUCAUGCUGCUUCCAACGUGGGUCACGGCGGUGCGGACGCGGCCGCCGGCCGGCGGACUCACCUCUCGACGCCGGAACCACAACCGCCGGGAGGUCCGCGGGGCCGCGCCUCACCGCCGGCCGCGCCGCGCGGGGCCCGCAGCCCACUUCCGCCGAGCCGGGCGCCGGCGAGAGCGCGCCCUGCUUCCGCGCGAGGUGGCGCCGGCGCCGCCACCCGAGGCCCCGUGCCUGGGACCCCUCGGCUCUGGGCGGCCGCCCCAUGACGGCCUGAGGGAGCGGGCGCGCCGGGCUGGGCAGCCGACGCGCAACACCGCGGCCGGGGUGCACUCGGCGCUCAGCUGGCGCUGCCUGCGCCUCCCGCCCCGCCCCGCCCCGCCCCGCGCCGCGGCGUCGGCGUCGGCGCCGGCGCCUGCCGGAAGCGCCGCCUCCACGUGCGGCGCGGACCGCGGAGCCAGCUUGGCCCUGGGCUCUGCUCCCCGCUCCCGAGUCUCGGCCCUUGGCUCUCCGCCCUCCGCUCUCCGCCCCCGGGUCCCGGCCCUCGGCCCCCCUGCUCCUCUCCCCGCCCCCGGGCCCCGGCCCUCGGCCUUCGGCUUGGCCCUCUGCUCCCCGCGCCCGGACCCUGGCCCCCGACCCCCGGCUGCGCCUCCUUGGGCCCGACCGGGUUGGGGUGGCGCCGUCUGCGGGGGCCCAGCGCGCCAGCCGGCCCCCGGGCGGCUGUUUCCGGGUGUGCGAACCCAGCGCUCCCCGAGGAACCGAGCCCCGACGGGUUCUGAGAAGACGCCGGCGGCGAGCCCUGAGACGGCGGGUUCUGCCCGCCUCGGGGUGCGUCGGAGGAAUAGCGGGGCUGCCACGCUUGUCCAGUUACCGCAUCCUGUUGCUUUAACUCCGUUCCGGUAUUGA
This is a messenger RNA of Dipodomys spectabilis (banner-tailed kangaroo rat), 939 nucleotides long. RefSeq names its product translation initiation factor IF-2-like. NCBI's taxonomy places the organism in Eukaryota, Metazoa, Chordata, Mammalia, Rodentia, Heteromyidae. The record is from RefSeq and is a predicted model, not a curated record. The transcript is spliced from 4 exons. The coding region runs from base 1 to 939 and encodes 312 amino acids.